This is a messenger RNA of Debaryomyces fabryi, 1116 nucleotides long. RefSeq names its product zinc-binding alcohol dehydrogenase family protein. NCBI's taxonomy places the organism in Eukaryota, Fungi, Ascomycota, Pichiomycetes, Serinales, Debaryomycetaceae. The record is from RefSeq and is a predicted model, not a curated record. Gene Ontology annotation, molecular function: oxidoreductase activity, acting on NAD(P)H. The transcript has a single exon. The coding region runs from base 1 to 1116 and encodes 371 amino acids.
AUGCCAGUAAUUAACAAUGCUUGUAUACAUACGGGGGCUCUUAAACGUGGAAAAAGUACUAUAGUUACUUCAAUCCCAUAUCCAAAGAUUAAUGACAAUCAAAUUUUGAUUAAAGGUGUUGCAUAUGCAGCUAAUCCUACUGAUUGGAAGCACAUUGCUGUUAAUUGGGGAAAUGAAGGAGCAAUUGCAGGUUCAGAUGUUAGUGGAUUUGUUGCAGAAGUUGGAAUUAAUGUUGUGGGAUUUGAAAUUGGUGAUAUAGUUUCAUCCUUUAUGCACGGAAAUUUCACAGGCACUAGAGGGGCGUUUAGUGAUUAUGUUGUUGCUGAUGUAAAUACUACAAUUAAAUAUGAUAAAUCUAACUUCAAUUCACAGGCUCUCGACGAGGGAGAUCAUGCGUCGGACUUUAUAAGUACAUUCGAGGGGGCUGCUUCAGUUACGUUGGGGCUUUGUACAAUUGGCGUUUCAUUUCAUUAUCAUCUUGGAAUUAAAACCGAUAAGAAAACCAAUUCAUCUAAAUACAUUCUAAUUUGGGGUGGAGCUACAGCGACAGGAAUUUUAGCCAUUCAAAUAGCCAGCCUCGUGUAUGGUUUGAAGGUUAUUACCACUGCAGCCCCCGAUCAUCAUGACUUCUUAAGAUCAUUGGGUGCCGAUGAAGUAUUUGAUUACCAUGAUUCUAAUGUUGUUAAGCAAAUAAAGAAAGUUGGAGGUUCUAGUAUUCACUAUGCUUUAGAUACUGUUUCAGAUAUACAGACCUUCCAAUCUGUUUAUGAUGCUACUGCCGAUACCAAAGAAGUCGCUAUUGACAACUUGCUUUUCUUGAAAUUGGAUGAAUCUAAGAUGGACCCGUCAAGAAAAAUCAAGUCAAGCUCUACAUUAGUGUUUCUUGUAGAUGGCACAGAAAUGAACCUAGACGGUUUAAUUAUUCCUCCAGAUAUGGAAUUAGUGGACGCUUACAAUGAAUUCUGGUAUAAUAUUCUUCCCCCCUAUAUCUCAAAGAUAAAACACGCUGAUUUGAAAGUUUUGAAGCCUGGUUUAGAAUCCGCUAAUGAAGCUUUGGACUUGUUAAGAGAGAAUAAAAUUAAGGGCCAAAAGAUUGUUUUUAGAUCUACUGCUUAG